AUGAAGUAUGGCCUACUUUGUCGUAUGUUAUGUGAAGCUAGAAGUGGAUAUAUUUGCAACAUGGAAAUAUACUGUGCGAAUGGUAAACAACUGGACCAAAUUACGUCAUUGCUCGAUACAAAUAUAGGUUUGGCAUAUCAUCUGUAUAUGGACAAUUAUUAUAACAGUAUUCGUACUGCAGAAUUGCUACUAAAAAAUGGUACUCGAGUUUGCGGUAUAAUUACAGCGAAUAGAGGUAUUCCCGAAUCUAUGAAGCAUAUCAGAUUAAAAACUGGAAAUUAUACAUUUAAAAGAAAAAACGAAAUUUUAGUACAGGCAAGAAAGCCAAAACGCAAAAUCGUAUACAUGAUCUCUACAAUACAUUCGGCAGAACUAACAAACACAACAAAAGUACAUUUGAAAACAAAACAAGCAAUUACAAAACCGCAAUCCGUCAUUGAUUAUAACAAAUAUAUGAUGGGCGUAGAUUUGGCCGACCAGUUUUUAUCAUACUAUUCCAUCCUGAGGAAAACAGUGAAAAAGACAAAAAAAACAGUUUUGUUUCUGUUAAAUUGCGCAUUGUUGAAUGCAUAUAGAUUAUAUGUUGAGUUCAAUGGUAACAUUAUAAGAUAUAAACAGUUUUUGUAUGCUAUACGUUUAUGGAUCGAGGAAUACUCAAGUGCUCAAAAAGUAUCGACUGAUUGUGCGGAAGAAAUACCUAAGUCUGCAUUAGUUCCUACACGUCGCACACCAAAAUAUCAUCACCCUCAGAGACUUUCGGUUGAUAUGAAGAAGCACAACGUUACUUGA
Messenger RNA from Vespa mandarinia (Asian giant hornet), 789 nucleotides. RefSeq names its product piggyBac transposable element-derived protein 4-like. The record is from RefSeq and is a predicted model, not a curated record. NCBI's taxonomy places the organism in Eukaryota, Metazoa, Arthropoda, Insecta, Hymenoptera, Vespidae.